Messenger RNA from Dermacentor silvarum, 802 nucleotides. RefSeq names its product segment polarity protein dishevelled homolog DVL-1-like. Gene Ontology annotation, biological process: canonical Wnt signaling pathway. Gene Ontology annotation, cellular component: cytosol. The record is from RefSeq and is a predicted model, not a curated record. Gene Ontology annotation, molecular function: frizzled binding. The transcript has 7 exons. NCBI's taxonomy places the organism in Eukaryota, Metazoa, Arthropoda, Arachnida, Ixodida, Ixodidae. The coding region runs from base 329 to 658 and encodes 109 amino acids.
CAGCUGAUGCUGGACAAAAGGGCGACCGUGCCUUCCGUGACGCGCGGCCGCCCCAACGGUGUGGCCAACAGGUGAUGGAGGCUGUCGUGCUGGUCGUCUACGGCGGAGUUGUGGGGUCCUCGCAUUGAGGCUUAUCGCCAUAUUGGUGUGCAGCUCUUCUGAGAUGCCACUUAGCGCGUCGCGCCAUGGAAGAAACUAAGAUCAUCUAUCACAUCGACGACGAGGAGACCCCGUACCUCGUCAAGGUGCCCUUGCCGCCGGAGCGCGUGACGCUUGCGGACUUCAAGAAGGUCAUCAACAGGCCCAACUUCAAGUCUUCUUCAAGUCGAUGGACGAUGAUUUCGGAGUGGUUAAAGAAGAAAUUGUAGAAGAUGACUGCCGGUUGCCGUGUUUCAAUGGCCGUGUGGUGUCAUGGCUUGUAUCAGCAGAUGGAAGCAGCGUUGUGUCUGAAGGAACUGAGACACACCGGCAACGCCCAUUUCCUGAAACAGCGGAGACCAGCUUUACUGAGUCUGAGUCUGCCAUUAGCUCCCACAAAGAGCACCACCACCACCAUCAACGGGGACCUGGCCGUCAUCGAGAUAAAGCCGGUCGUUCCAAUGGACAUGCAGUAGCUAAGCCCCAGGGGCGCCUCGGUGCUAACUACCAGGUGACAUAGAGACCACAAGCUUCCUAGACUCCGAGGAUGAGACUACCAGCCGGAUUUCGACCACCACUGAGGAGAGCAGCGUGUCGCGCAUUUAUGCGAGGCAUCGGCGUAGGCGGCGGAAGAAGAUGCCUCCCAUGAGUCGGGUGAGAAGUC